Molecule: messenger RNA, 1434 nt
Organism: Oikopleura dioica
Lineage: Eukaryota; Metazoa; Chordata; Appendicularia; Copelata; Oikopleuridae
Source: the annotation of a GenBank genome assembly
AUGCUCCCGCAGGAGGGCGUACGCGCUUGCGAUUCUCGCUUCUUUGCUCCGUUGGGUGGCGCGGCUGCGUUCCGCUGCGGCGGAGCAACGAAUCGCUCACCUCCAAACCUCCCAAGACAAAUCCCUCUGCCAAAUCCUAUAAAGAUAUCAAACGCGCGAGCGAGAGAGCAGCUGACUUUUCCAGAGAGCAAAGCUGACAAGCUGGCAAUCACCGAGGAAGCGCCGAGCUACUCCCCCAACUCCACCAGUCUCGCCGAGGAGCAGUACUCGGCCUACACUUACUGGGAGCAAGAAAAGAAACUGUGGAACCAACAACGAGACGAUCAGGAGGGAGCCAAUCCCCCUGAUCCAAUCGCCGCUCAGGCCUUUUCAGGCAUUGGCAGCAACUCAAUGUCCUACUUAAAAUCUCCUUAUGGAAUGAUUUCCAACCUUUCAAAUCCAAUGGAUCCGCUGUCUAUGCAUCAUCGAAUUCCUGGAUAUCCAAGUGAUGCCUACUGCUUCAGUGGAAUCAACAAGAGCAUGUCCCAGCCAAACGGGCAACUACAGUCGCUCUGCCCGCCAAUGUACGAUUCAGGUUUGCCAACACGGAAACAAAGACGAGAACGAACAACCUUCACGCGCGCCCAGCUCGACAUCUUGGAAUCGCUCUUUUCGAAAACGCGUUACCCGGACAUCUUCAUGCGCGAAGAAGUCGCCCUAAAGAUCAACCUUCCCGAGUCACGUGUUCAGGUCUGGUUCAAAAACAGAAGGGCAAAGUACAGACAGCAGCAGCAACAAAAAACGAAUCCAGACGGAUCGAGUGAAGACAAAGACGACGAGGGCAAAAAGUCCGAGACAGAAGAAACCGACAAAGAUCAAGAAAAGACGCUAUCGAUAAAGAACGAGCGGAAAACUCCUCCAUUAGGCGGUGUACCGCGAAACUCGACGAGCCCGUUCAGCAGUAGCUCCACCCCCUCGGCGGUGAAUCAGAACAAGUCCAGCCCAGCACCAUCUAACUCUUCUUCAACCGGUCAUCAACCUCCCCCACAGCCAGCCGCCCCUCACACCGGCGUCGCAUGGAGCCCAGAGCCGCCAACGGAUCCCUCAAUUCUUGGCUUCCAAAACCCAACUUCCUCGUCAGAAGCGCCAGGUUUGGCACACCAGACCCCUCCUUCAAUUUCGUCGACAUCCAUAAUUGGCGCAAACAGCUCUGGCACUCCUCCAUUUGGAACCCCAGAUGCAUCAUCAGUCAACGCCGAUGCCUAUUCUGCCUGGAAUGGCGCGUCUGGGGCCUUCUAUCAAGGUGCCAUGGAUAGUUAUUUCCACCAAAGCAACCAGAGCCAUUACUACUCUCCCAUGCAAAACUACAACCACGCUGUCCCUGCCGGUGUUCAGGCGGCUGGCGGACCAGCGCAAAAUCCUACUGAACAGAGCUGGAAAUUCCAAGUUCUUUAA